This is a messenger RNA of Penicilliopsis zonata CBS 506.65, 1548 nucleotides long. RefSeq lists its product as hypothetical. The coding region runs from base 386 to 1459 and encodes 357 amino acids. The record is from RefSeq and is a predicted model, not a curated record. Lineage: Eukaryota; Fungi; Ascomycota; Eurotiomycetes; Eurotiales; Aspergillaceae. The transcript has 7 exons.
CCCCGGUCCAGAACAGAAAGCACUAAUGGUUUCUUCUUAGGGGAUGGCUCGUAUAACAUGGGUUACGGAAGGAACAGUGUCCUGGACAAUACUCCGUAGGUGGGCCAACAAGAGGCGAGUUCUGCGAGUUCUGCGAGUUCGCCCCUGAAGACUUGUUGCUCCUUCAGCAACACGCAAGCGUCACGGAGGAGUUAAAACAUUUCCCAGGAUCAAGGGUCCAGUGGCACGUUAUCCAUGAUUAGCUAUUCCUACGCUGUGUAUAUCAUUUCAGACUGCCCGUUGGACCAAUUCUAAAUCCUUCGACUGAGUCCUUCCGAACUCUUUUCAGCCUGGCCCCCAAACUCCGCUACCACCACUACGACAGUGGUGCGGUGAUCAGGACUACAUGGCAGGGACACUGCCACCCAUCUUCCCCAUCACGGCGGACGAUCACGGCGGGUAUGUCGCUGUCUCGGUGUAUACGCUGCUUUGCUUGACUCUCGUGUUAGUCGUUGCGCGGCUGUUUACUCGAUGGUAUAUCGCAAGAGUCAUCCACGCGGACGACAUACUCCUCGGCGUGGCGAUGGGCCUUGCAAUAUUCCAAAGCGCAUUCGUUCAACUGGCAAUCGACCACGGACUCGGAAAACGGAUCAGCACUGUCUCGACUGGCGAGUAUGACGCAUUUCAGAAGUAUAUCUAUGCGACCCAAAUCCUCCUGAUCGCCACCGUCACCUGCAGCAAGCUCUCGCUCUCGCUCCUCUUCCGCACGUUGACGGCUGAAGGAAGCUUGAAGUAUACUGGCCAUGCCGUGAUCGCCGUCAUUAUACUGUGGGCAGUGUCCUCGAUAUUUGCCCUCGCUUUUCGGUGCUCAUUGCCUCAUCCGUGGAUAUAUUCCCAGACACGUUGCAUCGACCAGGGCGCACUUGUAACGGCCAUCGGGGUAGUGAAUAUCUUGACUGACAUCUUGUUGGUUUUGAUUCCUUGCAUUGUACUUCACCAAGUGCAAAUUACCAGGUCGAAGCGGCUGAGGAUCAUGGCCAUGCUUGCCACUCGUUUUCUGGUCUGCAUCGCGACUGGACUGGAGAUCCACUAUGCGCUUAUUGCGCUCCAUGAUUCUGACCGAACAUGGGCGAGUAUCGCUUCAGUGAUAUGGGAUCAGGCUAUGAUGAAUCUCAGCAUCAUCACGACAGCCGUUCCCUCCCUCGGCCGCCUCGUUGUCGAGCUCAAGCCCAGCCUUAACGCGUUCACCUUCACCAAACAGCACACGUACUCGCCGAACACGAACUACAUCGUUUCAUCGAUGUCUAGCCACUUCAGAAGUGAACAGCGCAACAUGGGCGAGGACCUGGGUACUCGUACCUCCGUCCACGGGCGUGGGCAAUCACACAAAGAAGACUCGGACAGUACCAAAGAGCUGGUAAUGGGAGAGCCCGCGCAGCAGAUGUCGAUCACGAAAACGGUUGAUUUCGAGAUACGAUAAAUCUACCUGGCUAUACAUGUACAACAGUCUAGACAACGAUAUUAAUGAUGUAUAUGGAUAUACGGAGUAUAACUAGAGUUAUUGCAUCA